CUUGGAAGUUCUUGGGGGUACUUCGGUAAUUAUGGCGAUAUGCCGCGUCAAACCUACGCGCUGCGGCUUCAUUCCAGGCUGCUUCCGUGCUCUUUCUCAUGCUCGUUUUCCAUCGUUGCGCGUGCCUUUGACUCUCAUGGGCAAAAUGGUCAAAUCUCAUUUCCACAUAUACACACGUGUGUGUAUAUAUAUGCUCCUUUGUGAAAUAAUCUUAUUCGUUUUACCGCCGAACGCGUUGACGAAAAGGAAGGGAGAUAUGCGUAGAUCGGCGAGCAGUUCCAGAGUCUCCGACCAGUUUCCGGCGAAUAACCCGGCGCCGUCUCCGUCUCCGUCUCCGUCUCCGUCUCCGCUGCGUUCUCUGUCGCAGAGCUCUGUAACUGCGGAGGAGAGGCAGCAGCUGUUGCCGAGGUACGAUCCAAACUCUCAUCCUGGGAAGAGAGAGAAAUCGCGGCUCAGAUCCUCCGAGAACGUCAUCCAUAUCAUUCCUCUCGUUCUCGUUCUUUGCGCCGUUAUCCUCUGGUUGUUCUCGCAUCCAGUCACGAUACUAAAACAGUGAUGAUUGGCAUGUCAGCUGCAUCAAGGAGUUAAUUCUUCCGAAGGAAUUCUUUACUCAGUGCUCUUCUCUGUGGAGCCCUUGCGGAGAUGGUGAAAUUGUCUGAUAAGAGAUGAGUGCCUGUCAAAGCUAUUUCUCCUAUGGUGGAAAAGAUGUUGAUGCUUGGCUUCUUUGAGUGGGUAUGCAGCACAGGUAAUUUAUGACUUGAUAGGAAGAUAGUCAAUAGGAACCAAUUGUCUGUUGUCGAGAGAUUCUCUAAAAAAUCAUAGCAAUAGAAAUUUCCCUCGAUAGCAUUGACCAUAUGUAAUGGUUUAUUCUUUACACACUUCCAAAGAGAUUGUGUCAAAAUUCUUUGAAUAUUAUCUGUAGGAGUUCUUUUCUGGUACUUUUUUCCAAGCGCUGUUGCAAUGAAAUGUAUGAGUUGACAUCUCUAUCUUAUGCAAUGGAUCUGCGUAUAAGAGUUCAUCUUUCUGCACCACAGAGGCUCACACUCAAAGUUCAUGUGUUCCAACAUCGAUCCGUGCCUUACCCCUUUAGGUAUGACAACAUUCUCUAACAGAAUACACAAGAGGGUUGCCCCAUUGCAGAUGUGUUCCAACUCGACUUGCACUCAUUGUUAAUUGGAAAGCAGAGAUCCUGUUGCUGCUUCCGCUGGUUCAGUCCCUCAAGUCAUUGCGCACCGGUAAGCUUUCUCGCCAAAACUACUUGUAAUUUUUAUGUCUGGGCUCUGGAGGAGCUAUGAUUGGCCAGAUCCAUCGGUCUGCAAGAGUUCUGUUCUGCCGAUCAUCUGGUGUUAGAGCUAUGAGGUUUGGCAAAUCUUCAGGGAAGGUACUAACUAUAACUGCUAACAAGUUAUUGUGCUGUGUUCCUUUAGAAAAACUGGAUCUGUAAAUUUCAUCCAUUUAAGACCGUUUGCAUUGCUUUGUAUCCUUUUUCAAUUUGGAUUUUGAAGGAAAACCCCGAUGGAUCAUGGAGGCAGCUUUGGUGGCAAGUGUCUGCCAAGAGUAACUCUUCUUGGCUGUAAGAGUGAAACAAAAAAUCUUGGAUGAAUUUUCCAAAAAGAGAGAAGAGGAGACCACGACAAAGAUAAGUCAUUUCAUUUGUUUUCUCCUACUUGUGGAUUAUAUAUUCUUCAUAGAUAUGAUUCCACUUCCUUAUGAGAUUGUUGGAUGAAUUUUCCAUUAACCGUUUCUGAUACCAACCAUUAAGAUCUGUUCGGAUCCUUGUUUGUUUUCAUUCUGUGUUAUUUUGCAUUGUCAAUGUCCGAGCGGUUAUUGAA
Messenger RNA from Tarenaya hassleriana, 1832 nucleotides. RefSeq lists its product as uncharacterized. Lineage: Eukaryota; Viridiplantae; Streptophyta; Magnoliopsida; Brassicales; Cleomaceae. Bases 32 to 556 code for a protein of 174 amino acids. The record is from RefSeq and is a predicted model, not a curated record. The transcript is spliced from 2 exons.